AUGUCAGAGCCUACUAUGAACACCAUGGAGCACAGCUCUACCGAUCCCAAUAUCUCCUCUGGCAAACGCAAGCGAGAAGUCAUGGAUACUGGUGAUGUCCAGCGUCUUCGCUCUGCACAUGGGGGCCCAAAUAACUUCGAUGUCAACAUCCAGGCCACUGAUAACUACGGCUAUGAUGCUCAUGGCAUGCCUAGCAACACCACUGACUUGAGCCACAUCGACCAGCAACUGCUCCAGGCCGUCGGUAACCAGAAUGGUGUUUCUGAUGACAAUGCUAUGACUGCUAAAGCGGCACUCGCUGCUCACCAGCCCGAGUCCAAGUACCCGCCUCCCGAGCCGUCCUUUGAUAACAACGGCCUCGGAAACAACCUCUCCUUCGGCCAGGAUGUCGGCCAGGUUUCCAUGGGACCCGUCCAGAGCCACACCUCUACCGCCGCUGCAGUUUAUGCUGCUCGAGAAGCUCAGGCUCAGGCUGCCCAGCAAAUCAGUCCCAAGCCAACCGUCGGAUCUGCCGAGUGGCACCAGGUUCGAAAGAACAACCACAAAGAAGUCGAGCGCCGUCGCCGUGAGACCAUCAACGAAGGUAUCAAUGAGAUCGCCAAAAUGGUUCCUGGCUGCGAGAAAGCCAAGGGCUCGAUCCUCCAGCGCGCCAUCCAGUACAUCGCCAAGCUACAGGAAGAUUCCAAGGAAAUGGCCGCUCGGUUCGACACUACCAACAUGACCACAAACCAGGCCAUUACCGAGAUCAGCGCUCAGAACGCCAAGCUCAAGAAUGAAGUCAACCUCCGCAGCGACAUUGCUUCCAAAUGGAUCCAGCGUUGUCGUGAUGCUGGUCUCAGCUUCGACGACUAUGAUGAUGAAAAGAGCCUGACCAAGCUUCCCGUCGACGAGUCUCACAAUAUCUAA
Messenger RNA from Trichophyton rubrum CBS 118892, 906 nucleotides. RefSeq lists its product as uncharacterized. Gene Ontology annotation, cellular component: nucleus. The transcript is spliced from 2 exons. The record is from RefSeq and is a predicted model, not a curated record. Bases 1 to 906 code for a protein of 301 amino acids. Gene Ontology annotation, molecular function: DNA-binding transcription factor activity; protein dimerization activity. NCBI's taxonomy places the organism in Eukaryota, Fungi, Ascomycota, Eurotiomycetes, Onygenales, Arthrodermataceae.